UCCUGGCCAGGCACGGCGCUCCCGGGCUGCGGGUGUGGGGCUGCUUCCCAGUGAGGCCAGAGCCCCACAAGGGCUGCUGGGGGCACUGCCCGGGCCCUGCUGCCCCUGCAGAGAGCUCAGGAGAGGAGCAGGGUGCCAGCAGUGCCUUUGCUCUGGCUAUGGCCCUUCCAGAGGGGCAGCAGUGGGAAUCUAAAGCUCCAAGGGAAUCAGGAAAAGCCACUGCAUGAAAGCUGAGGGUUUCUGUAAGGGUCCAGUUCCAUCUUUCCUUGGCUACAGCCCUGAGGACUUUUCCAGCUGACUUCACUACUGCAUUCUCAGACUGAGCAUGGGGAAUCUUUGUGCUUGGUUUCCUCAUUCCAGCUGCCUUUGACAGGGUUUGUUUCUGUCCUCAGCUGAUUUUGGCCUCUGCGCUCAGCUCAGCCCUGAGCGGGACCGGCGCAGCUCCAUGGUGGGCACUGCUCACUGGAUGGCCCCAGAAGUUGUGACCAGAUCUCCUUAUGGCCCCAAGGUGGACAUCUGGGCCUUUGGCAUUGUGACCAUCGAGAUGGUGGAAGGAGAACCUCCUUACUUCAGGGAAACGGGGGCCAUGGCUCGCGCUCUGAUCCGGCAGAACGGGACCCCGCAGCUGCAGGAGCCCCGGCGCCUGUCGGCUCUGCUGCGGGACUUCCUCGAGUGCAGCCUGGAGCCGGACGAGGAGCGGCGCUGGGCUGCCCAGGAGCUGCUGCAGGUGAAUGCCAAGGGCUGCAGGGCAAGCAGCAGCGCCAGGGAGGGGUUUUCUUGUGGGGCCCCCUCCGACAGUCUCCAGCCUCGCUGCUUUCCACACGCAGAGCGAGCAGAAUCCUCGCCUGCUUUGGCUUGGCAGGCUCCUUUCGAGGCCAGCUGGGCCUGGUGCCCCACAGCCAGCAGGGACAUCUUCAACAGGUCAGGGGGCUCCGAGCCCUGCCUGACCUGAGCUUGGAGGUUUCCAGGGAGGAGGCACCUCCCACAUCUCUGGGCACCUUCUGUCAGUGUUUCCCCACUCUCCUGGGUAAAAAAUUCUCCCUUAGAUCUAAUCUGAGCCUGCUUCCCUCUCUUGAGUUUCAAACCAUUUCCCUUUGUCCUGUUGCAACAGGGCCUGUGAGGA
Serinus canaria (Common canary) is the source of this 1123-nucleotide messenger RNA. Its product is annotated as serine/threonine-protein kinase PAK 1-like. Bases 446 to 952 code for a protein of 168 amino acids. Gene Ontology annotation, molecular function: protein serine/threonine kinase activity; ATP binding. Gene Ontology annotation, cellular component: cytoplasm. Lineage: Eukaryota; Metazoa; Chordata; Aves; Passeriformes; Fringillidae. Gene Ontology annotation, biological process: intracellular signal transduction; regulation of axonogenesis; regulation of MAPK cascade. The record is from RefSeq and is a predicted model, not a curated record. The transcript is spliced from 3 exons.